Molecule: messenger RNA, 1572 nt
Organism: Penaeus monodon (black tiger shrimp)
Lineage: Eukaryota; Metazoa; Arthropoda; Malacostraca; Decapoda; Penaeidae
Source: RefSeq, a predicted model, not a curated record
CGACAUUUCCCCAACAAAUCCCCAAGACGUUUUCCUCCUCCUCAUCAUCAUUAUCCCUCCCACCCACAUCAAAAGAAACACCCUUGGCACAGGAGAACAGAGGAAAAUGCUGGGAAAAGGGAAUAUAUGAACGAAACGAUGGACAGAGAAGGAAAUGGUGGGAACAGGAAAAGGUGGAACAGAAAAAACACCAGAGGGAAUCACAGGAGAGAAAUCAAGGGUUACAUAGGUCAGUACAGGAAAGAAAACGGGAACAACUGGGCUUACAGAGGCGAUUACAGGAGAGACAAUGGGAAAAACUGGUGGUACAAGGAGAAUUACAAGAAGAAGAUGGGGAACAAUUGGAAUUACAGGGGAAGGUAUGGGGAAAGGGACACUUACCAAAAGGAAUGGGGACCCCAAAGAACCCAGAACAGAAUAGGAGCAGGAAACAGAUACAUAGGACAGGAAAAUACUACAGAAAGGAACCAAUGGAGAUACGCUCCCCCCAGAGGGAGGUUUCAAGUAGGGGUAGAAAGAGGAAACACCCAAUGGGGCCAAGAAAUAAGAGGAGGAGGACAGUGGCAAAGAGAAAAGAAUGGGCAACAGGGUUGGAGUUGGUAGUAUCAGAAGUACCCCUCACCCUCUCACAGAGAUCAGUCCUCAGCAAAGGCAGAUCUUUUGUCCCAGGCCCUCCUUCCCUACGGCCUAUUUCUAUAAAUCUAGCCUCUUCCCUUGAAAAAUUAGAAAAUGAAAUUAACACAAGGUUUGCUGCAUCCCUAACUCCAGGUUCAGACCCCCCAUUUCAGAGAAAAAAUGUGAAUCUGCCCCCCCAACUCCCUAGAAUGAAGAUGAAUAAAUAUCAAAGUAAAAAAUUGCCAGGGUUAAGAGACCAAGUUAAAGAGAUAGAAACAAUGAUUUUAAAGGUGUGCAAUAAGAAAACUAGACCUAACCUAACAAAGAAUGAGAUAACAGCACUAGAUGAACUUAAAAAGAAUCCAGAUAUUGUCAUUAAGAAAGCUGACAAAGAUGGGGCCCUAGUAGUUUUGAGAACAGAAAGCUAUAGAGCCAUGGGACAUGCACAUUUAAGAGAUAAACAAACUUAUAAACAUCUACUCAAUCCACAGGAGGAGCUGCAGAGAGUACAAGCAGAAAGUAAGAUCUUGAUUACAAGAUUCUACAACUUAGAUUCCCCCACAGGAAACAGGUCGAGUUUCUCGGCAGGACAGAGGGAUGCCCUACUGGCCCACAAAGCAAGUAUCCCCCAUUGGUACAUUCUCCCCAAAACCCAUAAAAAAAUAGAUGAGGAAAUGGGAACAUGGCCAGGGAGACCGGUACUUAGUGGCUGCUGUGCCCCAACUAGACCAGUGGAUAGACUAUUAACCACUUUCCUUUCUCCUCUGCUUGAGCUACUUCCAGAGAGACUCCAAGACACAACACAUUUCCUGAAGAAAUUGAAAGAGACCCCCAGACUAGAAGGGGAUUGCUAUCUGUUUUCUUUUGAUAUCGUGUCUCUAUACCCAUCCAUCCCACAGGAAGAAGCAGCCUGGGUAGUAGCUAAUUAUUAUGAGAAGAAUUUUGGCUACAUACAAG